AUGAGAAAAACUCCUACCAUCCAAAAAAGAGUUGAUAAGGUAGCCAGAAGUAUCGCUAAGAGUUGCUACCCAGGAUUCCUUAAUUUUGACUUAAAAACUCACCAGCGAUGCUCAGUUUAUGCUUGAUCUCAUAAAAGGAAGAAGAAGGCUGGAUCCACAUAUACUCCGAAACCACAGCUAAGCGGGAGUUUUAGGAUCCCUAAACAAUCAGUUGAUUUAUUACCAAAGAAAAAAAUAGACAUUAAUAAGGCUAACUUUUUAUAACCCUGAAAAGUACAGACAGAAUGCAGUAUAAUCCAAGUUUGAAUACGACAAUUAAUAUUCAGGAGAACGUGAUGAUUCAAAAAUUGAUGGAUAAAUAUAAUAGAAAAUUUAAGAAGAUUGAUCAAAGUGAUGAAACUCAGAAUAGCUGAAUAACCUCUCCUUCCAGACCUCUGAAGAAGAGAAAGACCAACAUGGAAAUCUCCAUUGAGAAAAUGGCUUGUAAAGAAAGAGGUGAAAUACUCGAAGAAGAGCAUCGCCUCGAGUCUGAGAAAAUAAAACAGAAUAUUAUUGAGCAAAAUAAUAAUAUAAAUAAGGCUCUACCCAGGUUUAAGCCAAUUAAGAGUGGUAUACAGAAGAAAAAUAAAGCUAUUACUAAUAAAAGAGGCAGCUUAUCUGAAGAAGCUGAUGAUAUAAUUGCUCCAAGAUUGACCCACUCUCCUGAAUUUAGAAGGUCAGACAGGUUUAGGAGUCCUAAAAAGCAUGAAAGAAAAGGAAUGACUCCUACCGUUUCAGAAAUCAGGUCAAAGACGCACCCUAAAAUAGCAGCUAAAUUUAAUCAACAGGAAAAUAAUGAAAAUGCUUACUAUAACCAGACUCUUCAGAGUAUUGAAAAUAGAGAGUCGACUAAUGGAAUCAAGGUUCCUCAUCUAACAAAAUUGCAGAUGGGUAAUUUAAAAAUCUCCAAAGGAGAUACAACCCAUAGCUUCUUUAAUAUGAAUAGUAAGACAAGUUAUAUCUCUGAAGAAAGUAUGUCAAAUAGCCAAGACUCUCACAGUAAGGUUAAAAUUAAGAGAUCAAAGAAAUCAGUUGUCUCCCCAAGAUUUAAAAAUCUCUCAGAGAGAAGACCUGAGAAGAAUGUAACAUUUUAUGAAGAUAUGCUCAAACAAAAGAAAUCUAAGGGAUACACUUCAAGGUCUGAUUUGGGAAAGAAAAAGCUCAAACUUACAGAGAGGGCCCAACAAAACUUAGUCGAGUCGAGGAAAAACAACCUCUUCGAACUUUUUAAGAAGAACAAAUAAGAUAGGAUCUCUUUUCCAUACUAUUAUUGAUGGCAAAUCUCAACCUCCAAGUACUUCUGCAAGUGAGUAUGCUCCAAAAAUCGAUAUAUGAAAGCUGAGGCCUGAGAAAAUUAGCAAUAAUCUAGAUGCCAUCACUCUUGACGAAUCUUUGCUUUCUGCAGAAUCCCUUAGGUUCUUGAAAAUGGGUAGAAGGAAGAGCAUCUCAAUGACAAAUUCUAUUCUAAAGACAAAGAAUUUACCGAAGAAGAUAACAAAAUAAGGAUUUAAAUCAAAGGAAUAUUGACAAGAAGAACAUAAGUUAUGACUCUGAUAUGUCUUUGUAUCAAGAAUACCUUCACUUAUUGCUGAUCAAGACCAGUGAUAAGUACAUCAGAGACCGUUAUCAGUCCUAUAUCAACAAGAUCAACAUGGGAAAGCAGAAGAAGCAGUCCUUCUUCCAGAGAAUGGAGAAGGACAUCAUUGUUCGUGAAGAGAACAAGAAGGAAAUUGCAGAUAACAUGACUGUUUCCAGUAAAAGUAUCCUCUCGAAAGGAAUUCAAAGAUCAGCCACUAAACGUAAAACCAUGUUUUUCCGGAACACAACUAAGAUUAUCGAAGACAGUGAUAGCUGAUAACAAACAAAUUUUGAACUCUAUUU
Moneuplotes crassus is the source of this 1920-nucleotide messenger RNA. The record is from the annotation of a GenBank genome assembly. NCBI's taxonomy places the organism in Eukaryota, Ciliophora, Spirotrichea, Euplotida, Euplotidae.